CAGCUAUUUGAGGCCCAUUGUGCCAUCCAAAUGAGAGCAUUAUGCUAGGGUUUUAAUGGAGAUGAGGACAAGUGCUUAUCAUAUGUAAUAUGUGAGAGUUUUGAGAGGCUAUUGAAUUGGCCAAGAAAUUAUGCAACCAAUGGAGACGACCAACGUUGUGAUAUAAAGCACUGUCGAGUGAGACCAUGAGCUUUCUUGUGCAACGGCAAGAAAAUAGCAUCACCCAUGACGGCGGCAGCAGCCACCAAAUUUCUCUAUCUUCCCGCCGUGAUCUUCCCCAUGCUCCUUUUCUUCAGAGCCUCCGCCGCCGGCAUUGCACCUGACACGCUCAACAAUGGAGGCAACAUCACCGACGGAGGGACGCUGGUCUCGGCCGGCGGGUCCUUCACCCUGGGGUUCUUCUCCCCGACCGGGGUGCCAACCAAGAUAUACCUCGGGAUCUGGUUCACCGCGUCCCCGGACGCUGUCUGCUGGGUAGCUAACCGUGAUAGUCCACUCAACAACACCUCUGGCGUACUAGUGAUCAGCAGCGCGGGGACCCUUCGCCUUCUUGAUGGCUCUGGCCAGACCGCGUGGUCUUCGAACACCACCGGCGCUUCUGCUAUUACGGUGGCGCAGCUGCUCGAGUCUGGCAACCUAGUCGUACGCGAGCAGAGCAGCGGCGCCGCCCUCUGGCAGUCGUUCGAUCACCCGUCAAACACCUUGAUCGCCGGCAUGAGGCUCGGCAAGGACCCGCAGACCGGCGCCGAGUGGUCGCUCACGUCGUGGCGCGCGCCCAAUGACCCGACGCCGGGGAACUGCCGCCGGGUGAUGGACACCAAGGGCCUGCCAGACUGCGUCUCGUGGAACGGCGGCGUCAAGAAGUACCGCACGGGGCCGUGGAACGGGCUGUGGUUCAGCGGCGUCCCGGAGAUGGCGUCGUACUCCGAGAUGUUCUCCAACCAGGUCGUCGUCCGCCCCGACGAGGUCGCCUACAUCUUCAACUCCACGGCCGGCGCGCCCUUCUCCCGCCUCGUGCUGAACGAGGUCGGCGUGCUGCAGCGGCUGGCGUGGGACCCGGCCAGCCGGGUGUGGAACCUCUUCGCGCAGGCGCCGAGGGACGUCUGCGACGACUACGCCAUGUGCGGCGCGUUCGGCCUGUGCAACGUGAACAGCGCGUCCACGCUGUUCUGCAGCUGCAUAGACGGCUUCAGCCCCGUGUCCCCCACGCAGUGGUCCAUGCGGGAGUCCUCCGGCGGGUGCCGAAGAAACGUGCCGCUGGAGUGCGGCAAUGGGGCGACGACGGAUGGGUUCAUGGUUGUGCGCGGCGUGAAGCUCCCCGACACGGACAACACGACGGUGGACAUGAGCGCGACGGUGGAGCAGUGCAGGGAGAGGUGCCUCGCCAACUGCUCGUGCGUGGCCUAUGCCGCCGCGGACAUUCGAGGAGGAGGCGGUGGCAGUGGCUGCGUCAUGUGGACGGAUGACAUUGUUGACGUCCGGUAUGUGGACAAGGGGCAGGAUCUCUACGUGAGGUUGGCAAAGUCUGAAUUAGUUAGUAAGAAGAGGCGGGACGUGGCAAAAAUCUUGCUCCCUGUCGUGGCAUCUGUGCUUGCACUCACGGCCGUGUGCAUGUACAUUAUUUGGAUAUGCAAGCUUCGAGGCAAACGUCGAAACAUGGAUCUCCAGAGGAAAAUGAUGCUAGGAUACUUAAGCGCGUCAGAAUUUGGUGAUGAAAAUGUAGAACUUCCAUUUGUUAGCUUUGGGGAUAUUGUUACUGCAACAAACAAUUUUUCUGAAGACAAUAUGCUCGGACAAGGUGGAUUUGGGAAGGUUUACAAGGGUAUGAUGGACGAGAACAAAGAGGUUGCAAUCAAAAGGCUCUGUCAGGGUUCUGGACAAGGUGUCGAGGAAUUCAGAAAUGAAGUCGUUCUGAUUGCCAACUUGCAGCACAGAAACCUCGUUAGACUUCUUGGUUGCUGCAUUCAUGGAGAUGAGAAGUUGCUGAUUUAUGAAUAUUUGCCGAACAAAAGCUUGGAUUCUUUCAUUUUUGAUACUGCAAGUAAACAAGUCCUUGAUUGGCCAACAAGAUUCAAGAUAAUCAAAGGAAUAUCUAGAGGACUUCUUUAUCUCCACCGGGAUUCAAGGCUGACUAUAGUUCACAGAGAUCUCAAACCGAGCAACAUAUUGUUGGAUGCGCACAUGAGCCCUAAGAUAUCAGAUUUCGGUAUGGCAAGAAUCUUUGGUGGAAACCAGCAACAAGCAAACACUAAUCGAGUUGUUGGGACAUAUGGUUACAUGCCUCCUGAAUAUGCAAUGGAUGGCGCCUUUUCUGUCAAGUCUGAUACAUAUAGCUUUGGUGUUAUACUUCUGGAGAUUAUAAGCGGUUUGAAGAUUAGUUUAACUCACAUCCCGGACUUCCCCAACCUUUUAGCUUAUGCAUGGAGCUUAUGGAAAGAAGGUAAGGCAAUGGAUUUGGUGGAUUCAUCCCUUGUUGAGAGUUGUUCACAUGUUGAAGUUUUCCGGUGUAUCCACAUAGGACUCUUGUGUGUGCAAGACAAUCCAAAUAGUAGGCCACUCAUGUCAUCAGUGGUGUUCAUGUUGGAGAACGAGACCACAGAACUUUCAGUCCCAAAACAGCCUGUAUACUUUUCACAAAGAUAUUCUGGAGCCCAGGAAACAGGAGAAAAUACUGGAAGCUCAAUGAAUAACACGAGUCUCACAGUGUUAGAGGGACGGUAGAUGUUUAGAUUACAUAUUUUUGUAUAUAUAAAUUAUUUGUAAUGCACUAGUAGUUCAAAAUUUCAGAAUAGUUAUAUUGUUCUUGCUGUAUCUCUUCAGUGCGUGCAACUGUACAUACUUAAAUACCAAGGUUGGCAUUUCUGGCGAA
This is a messenger RNA of Phragmites australis (common reed), 2869 nucleotides long. RefSeq names its product receptor-like serine/threonine-protein kinase SD1-8. The transcript has 8 exons. Gene Ontology annotation, molecular function: protein serine/threonine kinase activity; ATP binding. NCBI's taxonomy places the organism in Eukaryota, Viridiplantae, Streptophyta, Magnoliopsida, Poales, Poaceae. Gene Ontology annotation, biological process: protein phosphorylation; recognition of pollen. The coding region runs from base 226 to 2721 and encodes 831 amino acids. The record is from RefSeq and is a predicted model, not a curated record.